UCAAAAACAUGACCAGCUACAGGAUGACUGACUGUCAUAAAACUCAACCACCGGGCUUACCAUGUUUUCUGGGGGAUACCCUGCAAGCACAAUGCAUGCUAAUAUUUAUUUAUCACAUACCAGAAAAAACAGCUACCUUCUGUUUAUUCAUAGUCAUGGUUGUAUUUUCUGUCUUUGUUUUAGGUUCAAUGUCAAGAAGAGAGAGAACACAUAUCUCGGAGGAAGCGAAGGUCUUCCUCCAGAAAGCCUAUAAAGAAGGGAUGACCAGGGUGGGAUCUCCACUGGUUGGAACGGCAUCCCAGGCCACUGGCUUGCCACCGUUUGUCAUUGAUAACUGGAUUGGAAACUAUAGAAGAAAAAAACCAUCUUCUUCUCAACCUAAAAACAAGAAGUUAUACACCAAGGACCUGUCUGGUUACAACCUGUUCUGCAGGGAUCAGUUAAAGAACAAGGGAAGCCUGAAAGAUAUUACGCAGAAAUGGUCCACUUUGGCAGAAGAGCAGAAGAGGCAAUAUGCGGAGGAGGCAGCAGCUCUAAAAGUUCAGCGCACUUCAGAUGGCAUGAGCCCAGAGAUGCGAUGCCUGAAAUUGAAGAAGCACCUAAAACAGCUGAAAAUUGAGGUUGCCGGUCUUGAGAAGCUUGGGGUAGAGACUGGUGUAAUGAUGUAUGACCAUCAAAAGCCUUUAUUAGAAGUCCUAGAAGUGAGCAGCAAAGGCGCUUCUUCGUUCUUCAACAGUACCGACGUACUGGACAACUUUGCACUGCAUUUCCAAGGAAAAUCAUUAUCUACUUCUGCUGCAAAAGAACCGGUGGAUCAAAUUGUUAAGAAAGUGCAGGAUCUCUUCAACAGGAAAUACAAUGAAGCGGGUGGCAGAGGAAGGCUCCCGUACAUCUCCAUUCAAAAUAAAAGCAUAAUUAUCAACGCUUGUGGUCUACCUGAUGGCAUCAUUCUCAAAAAACCAUGCCACUAUGGACGUAAACAGUUAGAAGUCAUUUUAAAUAAUGCGGCGAACAUUUCCUUUACAAUUCAUGAAAAGACUGUUGAAGAAUCAGUUGUAACAUCUGACACUGGAGUGGUGAUAACUGCAAAUGACCCCGGGAGAAAAAUUAGGACACCAACUGUGGAAGACAUUUUGAAUGGAAUGUGUGCAAAUGAUGAGCGGAGCAUAACAGAGCCUAUGGGUUUGACGGAAGUGCUGUCAAGAGAACCGACUACAGAUGAUACUAAGGAUGUUUGCAACAUCUGCCACUGUCUGUUCAGUGAUCAGAAAAAAAAUGCCAAGAAGAAGUGGCGUGAGUGGCGACGUUGCAACACAUGUGAGCAGUGGUCACACCUGGCAUGUGGAUUCAAGAAAAACUUGUGUCGUCAUUGUCAGACCCCCUAGAAGUUGAGCCUUGUUAUGUCUUUCAAUGUUAGCAUUUCCUGUAGUUUGUUUUAAACAAUUGAUAAAUGUGCUAUGUUCAAUAAAAGCUUUUGUAUUGAAAAGA
Molecule: messenger RNA, 1488 nt
Organism: Gambusia affinis (western mosquitofish)
Lineage: Eukaryota; Metazoa; Chordata; Actinopteri; Cyprinodontiformes; Poeciliidae
Exons: 11
Coding region: 9-1385 (458 amino acids)
Cellular component (GO): nucleus
Molecular function (GO): DNA-binding transcription factor activity
Source: RefSeq, a predicted model, not a curated record